Messenger RNA from Aspergillus saccharolyticus JOP 1030-1, 1623 nucleotides. RefSeq lists its product as uncharacterized. NCBI's taxonomy places the organism in Eukaryota, Fungi, Ascomycota, Eurotiomycetes, Eurotiales, Aspergillaceae. The coding region runs from base 91 to 1623 and encodes 510 amino acids. The transcript is spliced from 2 exons. The record is from RefSeq and is a predicted model, not a curated record.
AUUCAAUCUGUACACUCUGGCUUGAUUUACAUUGGGACUCAAUUGGAGACUCACCCUACACUCCACCAAGCCCUCACAGUGACGGAAAAGAUGACCCUCCGAGGGCUGUGGAAUCUACACUCCGACCAGCAAUGGUAUCGAUUGUGUCAUCGGACAGCACGCAUAGACCCUCCUGAUUCCGGUUCCACACUUCAAAUGCUUGAGCAACUGCGUGACAGCUGGAGCACUGACAGCCUUGGCGAGUGGGAAGCGGUCCCAUUCCGGAGCCCAAUCCACACGACACUCGAUUACGUGUACACAGUCGACCGCGACACAGGCAUUUUCACUAUCUCGCUGUGGGGUGAACGGGCUGGAUCGCUGAUGCCCGCGUGUGUGCGGGUCCCCCUUGCCGCGAUUGAUGCGUCCUGCAAAUUGUCGAUACAGUAUCCGCUUAGGCGGCCGGAGCGUAUGUUCUAUUCCGGCCUCUGUGAGAGUAUCCCAACAAAUAUUCAGCCUAUAGCUCAUGGCCCCCUUGAACUUAACUGCGGAAGUCCCUCCCAAAUGAAUGUGCUGCAGGAGCACCUCUUUAGCGACUUUGUGUUUGCCUGGCGCUAUUACAUCGACGAUCCAUCCACGUGGAGUCACGACUCGCCGGUCUUCCGGGUGCUAAGCGUUGCGUUUUUGCGUCUAGCAGCCUGGGACUUUGAAGUCUCGCGUGAUGGUAACCCCGACCUUCCAAUCUCAUUCAAGUCGAUACCAAAAUGGAAGUAUCCGGAGAAAGACAUUUUCUGGUUUCAUGGGUUCCUGAUUGUUCUUCAGGAAGAUGCAGAUCCCGAUUCCAUGAUAGGUAGAACACUUUCCAAGACUGACGAAUUGCUUGGUGGGUUACCUUCGUAUCACACAGUACGCUAUGUGCUCUUCACUCCCCAUCACAUCACCUUGAUGGAGCGCUCGAAUGGUAAAGUUUCCUUAUCUCAGGAGCUGGUACUGCUGGACAACCGUGCCGGAGUCCGGUGCACGCCUGGCUUCCGUGUGCUGAGUCGGAUAUUGACUUCGGGCUGCUGGAAAAAGCCUCAGGCUGAUAGAGAAAAGUGGAAUCCAUUCAUCCCGCCAGAAAUCCUCACGAGAAUUCUCCAUCAACUGGAACCUCGCGAUACUGUAGCACUGGCGCAGGCUUCCUUGAAGACGGAGCAAUGCUACUACGCCACACUUCCCCAGCUGACGGGUAUCAACGUACAGGACUGCGGUUCAUCUAUCCCCUGCUGCGGCCAGAGGGGCGGGCUGAACGAGCCCGGCUAUCGCUGCCCUGGGUGCUUUGCGUGGCAGCACUGGCGAUGUGCCAGCUCACAACAUCACUCUUCACUCAGCGACGCUCUGUGUACCGAGUGUGACGAGCUUGAAAAUGACGGGGUGCUUGACCCUGGUGGCAUCAACCGGUACUGUCGCCGGAAACAUCGUGAGGACUGCCAGAUCAGGUGUGGAGGCGGCGCAAAAUCUCUGCGCCUUCGACUAUCCCCUCCCGCGCACCUUCGGCCGGAGCUACGUUUCAAUGGGAGGCUCAACACCGUUGGUCCCAGUCAGAUCGACUACACGAUUACAUUCAAUGGCUCGUUCUCUGGCUUAGCUUACGGUGUGGAUCCUUAG